Messenger RNA from Gordionus sp. m RMFG-2023, 1404 nucleotides. Its product is annotated as RYamide receptor-like. The coding region runs from base 1 to 1404 and encodes 467 amino acids. NCBI's taxonomy places the organism in Eukaryota, Metazoa, Nematomorpha, Gordioida, Chordodea, Parachordodidae. Gene Ontology annotation, biological process: G protein-coupled receptor signaling pathway. Gene Ontology annotation, cellular component: plasma membrane. The transcript has 2 exons. The record is from RefSeq and is a predicted model, not a curated record. Gene Ontology annotation, molecular function: neuropeptide Y receptor activity.
AUGGAAUUAAAUAUUACAUUCGUAGAUGAUUCUGCAACUCACAUAUUGACUUUUCCCAUGAAAUUAACGAUGAUCGUGAUGUAUUCAAUAAUCGCGAUUUUGGCAUUCAUAGGUAAUAUCGGAGUGUGUUUCGUGGUUAAAAAUCAAAGAACAGUUUUUCAAACGAUCAGAGUGAAACAUGCAAACCGUGAAAAUAAUAAAUUUAUAACUAACGGAGAAAAUAAUGAAAAUAAAAAAUCCUUACUUACCGAAAAAAGCGUUUACAACAUAGAUAAUGGUGGUACCACCAAUAAUUCACUGCGGUCCAGUCCAUUAAUCACUCCUAAAAACAAAUUGGAGUGCGAAAUACCAAGAAAAACUUAUAAAAAUGGGAAUGCUAAUUUGAAGUUAGCAAUGCAUCAAAAACCUGCGAUAACUAACCUCUUCAUUUUUUAUUUAUCUUGUGCCGAUAUUUUGAUGGCUCUUCUCUGCAUUCCAUUUUCGUUUGUGGCCGAUCAAAUUUUAGGGUAUUGGCCUUUCGGCCCGAUUAUGUGUCCAGUCGUGAGCUACGCGCAAGCCGUGAGUGUCAUGAUAAGCGCCUACAUAAUGGUCCUGAUAAGUAUAGACCGUUAUAACGUUAUCAUGUUUCCAUUGAGACCGAAAAUGACCCACAGGCAAGCCAAUUGGGCUAUAGCUUGUAUUUACAUUUUUGCGUUAUUGAUACCGCUGCCUAUCGCCAUUUUAUCCCGUUUGGCCUUGGAAGAGGCGCCCAUAGUACCCGUGGAACUGCAGACCCCUAACAUUUCUCUUAACAAAUAUAAUCACUCUCAAAAUCGUGUUUAUUACAAAUGCGUUGAAUCAUGGUCAUCCCACGUUAGCAAGAAAAUAUUUAGCGUAUCCUUACUUUUACUUCAAUACGCGUUUCCUUUGAUGAUAUUGACAUUCACGUAUUUCAGUAUUUGUAAAAAAAUUUGGGGUAAUGAAACUCCUGGUGAGGCCCAUGUCAUCAGGGACGAAAAAAUUGUAAAGUCAAAAAUCAAAGUUAUAAAAAUGAUGAUCACUGUUGUAAUCAUAUUUGGAAUAUGCUGGUUCCCACUUAACACCUUGAUAGUUGUAUCGGAUUACAAACCAGACAUAUUUUUAUACGAUAAAAUUCAUUACGUCUGGUUUUUCUGUCAUUGGCUAGCCAUGUCUCAUAGUUGUUGUAAUCCCUUCAUAUAUUGUUGGAUGAACUCGAAAUUCCGAAACGGCUUUAAGGACAUAUAUUACUCGUUGACCUGCAAAAAUAGGGAGACCAAAAAAACGCCCAAAUUUCAAAUACAUUCAAAUAUUCGAGCAACCAUCUCUUCGUUUUCCUCACUCAGCCAUAAACCGAAUAGACUACGGCAUUAUAAAUAUUCCUUUAAGCCCACCGGUACUAAAUAA